UAGAAAGAAAGAAAGGCCAAGGAGAAGAGCCAGUCGGGCGGCUGAAUUAAUCAAAUUAAAAGUACUUGGCCGUGCAAUUACGCAGAAUGCCGUUUGCCUUUUAAGUUGCAUAUUGUUCGGCGAUCGGAGGGAGGAGGAGUGCAAGCGGAGCGGACUGGAAAGGCGGAAAGGCGGAAAAGCGCGGAAAAACGGACGUUAAGCAGGCAAGGCAAGGCUAGGCGAGGCGAGGCGAGGCGAGGUGGAGAAGAAGUGCCACUGACAGUGGCAGUAAGUUACGGGCCAAGUUUCGCCGGAGUCGCCUUGUCGCUGGCCCAACUGGCAUAACUCAGAGCUGAUGAAAUAUGGAGCUGCUGCAGGCCCUCUGCUGUACGCUGCUCCUGCUUUUGGCCCGGAUGCAAGUUCUGCUUGCCGUCAGCUGGGAGGAUUGGUGGACAUACGACGGUAUCUCAGGUCCUGCCUUCUGGGGUCUCAUCAAUCCGGAGUGGUCGCUCUGCAACAAGGGUCGUCGCCAGUCGCCGGUCAAUCUGGAGCCACAGCGCCUGCUAUUCGAUCCCAACUUGAGGCCCAUGCACAUAGACAAGCACAGGAUAUCCGGACUGAUCACUAAUACGGGUCACAGCGUUAUCUUUACGGCCGGAAAUGACACGGUGGCCAACUAUGAUGGCAUGCAGACGCCGGUUAAUAUAUCCGGCGGACCGCUGUCGUACCGCUACCGCUUCCACGAGAUCCACAUGCACUACGGACUGAACGACCAAUUCGGAUCGGAGCACAGUGUCGAGGGCUACACGUUCCCGGCGGAGAUACAAAUAUUCGGCUACAACUCCCAGCUGUAUGCAAAUUUCUCAGAUGCCCUCAAUCGCGCCCAGGGCAUCGUCGGCGUCUCCAUUCUCCUGCAGCUGGGUGACCUCUCGAACCCAGAGCUGCGCAUGCUCACCGAUCAGCUGGAGCGCAUUCGGUAUGGCGGCGAUGAGGCUUUUGUCAAGCGACUCUCCAUUCGCGGUUUGCUUCCGGAUACGGAUCACUACAUGACCUACGAUGGAUCCACAACGGCACCAGCCUGCCACGAAACAGUCACUUGGGUGGUGCUCAACAAGCCCAUCUACAUCACAAAGCAACAGUUGCACGCCCUGCGCCGCCUGAUGCAGGGCAGCCCCGACCACCCGAAAGCCCCUCUGGGCAACAAUUACCGGCCGCCCCAGCCGCUGCUGCACCGGCCCAUCCGCACCAACAUUGAUUUCAAGACGACGAAGACGAACGGCAAGGCCGCCUGCCCCACCAUGUACCGCGAGGUCUACUAUAAAGCGACCAGUUGGAAACAGAACUAGAAGUCGGUGACGUGAUGACGUAACGUAACGUAUCGUAAGCGUAUGACGUAAGUAGCGAGCGGCGUGCAACAGGAGCUUCCACUAAACAUACAUAUAAGCAUGGCGAUGCCGAGGGGAAAGGACAAGGAAAGGAAGGAUUAAGAACAAGGAUGGGCAAGGAGCGAGGAGGAGGGAUAAGAACACAAAAGGAAUCAGUGCAGCAGUGGCCAAAGGGCGAUUGGAAAUACACACACAGACACACACACACUCAUAUAUAUAUAUAAAUAGGCAGAGCAUUAACAAAGGAAUAAUAUGGAUAGCGAUUACGAUUACCAUAACGAUAACGAUAACGAUAAUUAGCAUUAAAUGUGCAUUUUUUUGUCUCCCCCGAAAAUCAAUCAGACUGCAGAAUGCAGUCCGAGGUUACUCAUAUUUUUUUUUGUGUGUGCGUAGCGUAAGUACAAUAACGAUAACGAUAUCGAUAGCGAUGACUAGUAAACAUAAUUACCGACAUAACCAUUAACGUAAUCCAGAAAACCAAACACUAAUGUAUAUUUUAAGUUAGGCCUGACAACGUGAAAAGAUCAAAAAUUAUAUACAAAGUACGCGGAACGGCAAGCAUUAUGCAAAACCCACCCACAGUCCACGCCCAUAUUGGUGGAUAUACAUAUAAAAACCGUUUGUUUAUGCCCCCUAAAUGUGUAUAGAGCGGCCUCUGUUUGUGUUUGUGUGUGUGUUUAUGGACAUUAGGUAACAACAUUAACAAUAAUCAAGUGUUAAUCUCUAUGAGCAACGACAUCAGAGUGGAAAAACUUUACCACAUUUCUAUACAUUUUCAUUGCAAACAUUGCAUUUUCAUUUAUUCCUCGUAUUUUCAGGCCUUAAUCCCACACUUUAAACACAUUUUUAUAUAUUCUGGUCAACUAAAAAUGCAUUGUACUAAAAAAUAAAUAUGAAUAUUUACCUUUGGCCAACAGAAACAGAAAUUAUAAGCGGGCUUAAUUUUUUCCCACAUUCAGUUUUCGCUAAGCUAAUAAUUUGAGUGUCUAAAAACAAAUCGUAAAUAUUUAUUUUGAAAUUUUAUCAGCAAAAAGAAAAAAAAACCCCGUGACGAACUACAAAUUUAUUAACCCCUUUUAUGGGGUCACAAAAAAGGUCCCCCUUGGGGGAUGUACAGGCAGCGAGGGCUUAAAAUAGCUGCACAUUUAAUUGCAAUUUUAAAAUUAUGAAUUUGGGCAUUUUUAAUACGUAAUCCCGAUGUGGAGGCCCCGCCAACGUUGCAGUUUCGCCGCAAAUGCGUGCAUUUUGCAUUUUAAAUGCACUUGACCGCAGCAUCCACUGCCAUCCGCCGUCAGUUCCCCACCGGCGGCUUGUGUAACCCUGGGACCUUAUCGAAACCAACUUACCCGACACUCUCCACCACCCAACAUGCAACACCCAUAGAACACCCAUGGAACACCCGGGGAUGUCGGGCUGUCGCUUAUCGAACGGCAAAUGCAACAUGAAACCACAAAAUCUGUUGCGGUUAUUUAAAAUCACGUUUAAAUACGAAAGUGCUGGCUGUCUCUCGCUUCGGUUGGGUUUUUGGCCAGCAUAAAAAUCAACUUUUUAAUGGCCGAAAGGAAAAUGAUUACGUAUACGCCGCGUGGCCAUGGUACAUAACCGAAAACUGGCCAAAGCUUUAUAACUUUUUCCUCUCCUGACUGACUAGCUGGUCUGCUCUGACCAAUUCGCUACUAAAUACCCCUCGCAAAAUCACAUAAUAAUUUGUAUAAACAUUCGCAUUAUUUGCCCAAGUUGACAUUUUUGCCGUCGUCGUUGUUUUUGUUCUCCGGCAUUCGACUGAAACUUUUCCAGCUCUUUGUUUCAUUUAGUUUCAGUUUUUGCAUUGUGCAUUGGUUUUUGUUUUACCUACUUUUUGUUUUGCUUUUGGUUGUGCAUCGAGGGAUUUGCCAAUGGGAAAUUAUGACUUAAAUUAAUACAUGGCAAGUGUAAUUUAUUUGAGAGAAUCGACCAGCAGCUGCUGCCCUCGGAGGAUACCCUGUACGCUUUUGGGGUCAUUAAGAUGUGGGUUGAGUUUUUGGAAUCAGCAAAAGGGUGACCAUUUUUUGGGUAUAUUUUUAUAGAACUUAUUUAAAGAGAUUUGAGAGAGAUUUGGGCUUACACCUCUCCGCAUCAGCACCUUUUCUUAAGCUCCCCUACUUACAGAGUAUCUGUGAGAACCAUCAGUUAGCUAGUGACCUAAUUAGCCUGGCCAGGGAAUAGCCUGGUCCAUCAGUUUAUAUCCAGCAAACUCAAUUCCAACUUUGGCUGACUUUCAAUCAAUCAAAUGGUUUGGGCGAGGCGGGGCAACUCUGGCCAAACUGAUUUGCGGUGAGUUCUGCACGAAGUUAUGCUGCACAAGUGGGCGAGGCGGGUGGCAGAUUGGGCAGAGGGGGGGGUGGCGUGGCAUGACGUGGAGGCGUGGCUGACCACUGGAUCUGGCCAGACGGGGCUAACCCGACACAUAUAUUGGCAGGCAGUGAGCGGUCGACAACCGCAGACUCCGAAUGGAUGCAAAGUGCAGGUAGAGCAGCAGUGGCUUCGAAUUAACUUAUUUUAUUUUGGCCACCAAAGGUUUUAGGCAACUUUAAUACACUUGUUUCACUACCCUGAAAAAGGUAUAGCUUUGUACAGGGUAUCAGUGUUUUUAUAAAGUAAAAGCAAACAUUUUAUCGACGCCAUAAAAAUUGCGGUGGGAAAAUUUAUAUAUGGGGCAGGAGUUCUUCUUUUUACUUCAUUUUAUUUCCAUGCAUAUGCUCUAUGGGAUUGCAGUUGGCCAUUUGGGCUAUUGGCCAUUUCGGUGAUUAUUUUUAAUACAUUGAAGUUGUGGGUGGUGUGGCGUGGUGGGUGGUGUGUAUUUCAGACUCGGAUAAAAGACUACAUCGAUCAUGACAGUCCGGGCGAGAGCAAAGCCAUUCAGAACAGACCUGCAAAUAUUGCAAUUUGACAAAGUGACAAAUUCGCUGCCAUUCAUUUUACUGAGGGUGUGGAGGGCUUUGAAUAAUGAUGAGGGUCGACUGUGCAGUGUCCUGUAAAAAAAAACACAGCUGAAUGGGUUUUAAAUUCAAUAUAAUAGAGACUUAAAGAUCUAAAAGAGUGACUAUGAAAUGAGCUGCUUGAAAUGGGAAAAUCAUUCUUAAUCAUGUCUAAAAAAUAUAUUUCCCAUAAAACGUUUGUCAAAUUACCUUCCACCAAUCACUCCCAGCUAAAAAGCAGAAAUAUUUUCCAUGAAUUCGCAAUUUUUCCAUUAUCUAAUUCCACGUUUUUCCCUAUCCACCAAAUGCUGGGCACAAAAAAUGUGUAAAAAGUUGCAAUAUUUUUAUGAGCAGCCAUCAAACGCCCUGAAAAUGCAGUGUCAGCGGGUUAAGGCGACAGUGGAAUUCAGCAAUCAGAUAAAUGGGAGAGAGAGAGCUUGUGAUGUAACAGCAUUCUAAUAUAAUAGAUAGUUAGUAAGUUCGCAACAGAUCUGACUUCCUCGAGGCAUUAUCAUAUCUCGUUAUUGUUUUCAAAACCCGAAUCGAACCGGAACACCCGGCAGAUGAGCAGAUGAGAAGAUGAGCAGAUGAGCAAGGCCAAACCACUAUACACCCUGACUGGUUAUGCAAAUUGCCCGAAGAACAGAGGGUGGCCAAUCCCCUAUCCCUGCCCGCCCAACCACAAUAGCCAACCCCAAAACCCACCCGAACUUUAAAUAACACACCCAACACACCCUUUGGGGCUAUCGCUGCUGUCCACACAAGACUAAUUAAAUUAUGGAAAUUAAAUUGAAUCGAGCAUAUUUGUUGUUUGCAGUUCAUAAAUUUGCGCUGCUAAAAUGUCCGGAGCAGCUAAUGUUCCGCCCCUUCGGCCGUGACGCCAUGUAAAUCAUUUCACAAUAAAACGCAUAGCACAGCAGCAGCAGCAACAGCACAGCAGCAACAUGCACGGCAGCAACACACUUAAUUAUGACAUCAUUAAUUUUUAAUAAUGACAAUUUUGCGACAAUAAAUCACUUAACUAACACAAAUGCGACCGACCAGCAAUAUGCAUGAAAUUAGUAAACUUUAAACAAUGCCAUCAGUGUGCCUGUGUGUUCGUGUUCAUUGAGGGGGUGUUAAGGAUUGCAUCAGUGGGUUAAGUUGGGUUGGAUAAGCAAAUAAACAGAUUGACUGUCCCC
Molecule: messenger RNA, 5502 nt
Organism: Drosophila eugracilis
Lineage: Eukaryota; Metazoa; Arthropoda; Insecta; Diptera; Drosophilidae
Gene: CARPB
Product: carbonic anhydrase-related protein 10
Exons: 9
Coding region: 342-1325 (327 amino acids)
Molecular function (GO): zinc ion binding; carbonate dehydratase activity
Source: RefSeq, a predicted model, not a curated record